Messenger RNA from Morone saxatilis (striped sea-bass), 4494 nucleotides. RefSeq names its product TBC1 domain family, member 22B (gene tbc1d22b). Gene Ontology annotation, molecular function: GTPase activator activity. The coding region runs from base 222 to 1781 and encodes 519 amino acids. NCBI's taxonomy places the organism in Eukaryota, Metazoa, Chordata, Actinopteri, Moronidae. Gene Ontology annotation, biological process: activation of GTPase activity. The record is from RefSeq and is a predicted model, not a curated record. The transcript has 14 exons.
GCUCCAAGAUGGCGGCUUCCAGUGCUCUGCAUCAUACAUCAUCGCAUUUGAAAGCUAAAUAUUACUAUCUCCCGGUCGCCUGAACUCACGAGGAGGCAGACCAGAAGAAGCCGAUCGAGGCUGAGCUGCAGCCAGUGAAACGCGGAAACGGUUUCCCCAUGCUUUGUUCGCGAGAGGAGCCGGUUUCGGUGUCGGACUAAAGGGGGUUGUGUUCUCCGAGUAUGGCCACCGAGAACAGGAUCAAUUUUUGGAGGAGAAACGCAAAGGUUCCCGGAAGUGUACAGCCAGUUUAUGGAGCACAGCAUCCACCUCUCGACCCACGAUUGCGACGCACGUAUCCCAAAGACAUAAAACCCAAGUUCAACAAUCUCAAGUCUAAAAAGGCCUCUAGCUUCCAUGAGUUUGCCCGCAGCACCAACGAUGCAUGGGACAUUGACGAUGAGGAGGACGAGGAUUUUCUCGGGACCCACGCUCCAAUUUCAUCCUUGCCAUCAGGCCUGCACUCCACAUCCAUGCAGAACCAGCAGCAGCAGAACCAGGCAGGUGUCACAGAAACUGAGGUGUCACACAGGCUGCCAGCUCCCAGGACAGAAGCUCAAAACCUCCAGGAUGCGCAGGAGGAGGACACGGACUGCGAGCACGUCAACGGCAAGGUUGUCAAGUCCAGUAGUGACGCCCACCUUAACGCGUCCUCAGUUCGCUCCACGCUACAGAAGCAGCACACUCUCCCAGUUCGUCCCAUCAUCCCACUUGUGGCUCGCAUCUCAGACCAGAACGCAUCGGGGGCACCACCCAUGACAGUGCGGGAAAAGAGCCGGCUGGACAAAUUCAAACAGCUGCUGGCUAAUCCCAACACUGACCUGGAGGAGCUCCGGAAACACAGCUGGUCGGGCAUACCAAGAGAAGUCCGGCCAAUCACAUGGAGACUUCUCUCUGGCUACCUGCCGGCCAACAAGGAGCGCAGAGAGCUGGUGCUAAAAAGGAAGCGAGAAGAAUACUUUGGCUUCAUAGAGCAGUAUUACCAUUCCAGAACAGACGAGCACUAUAAAGACACAUACAGACAGAUCCACAUCGACAUUCCAAGAACCAACCCUCUGAUUCCUUUGUUCCAGCAGCCUGUAGUACAAGAGGUGUUUGAGCGUAUUCUAUUUAUCUGGGCCAUCCGUCACCCAGCCAGUGGUUACGUCCAGGGAAUCAACGAUCUGGUCACACCCUUCUUUGUCGUCUUCCUGUCUGAGUUUGUCACGGAGGAUGUUGAGAACUUUGAUGUGGCAGCGCUGCCUUUGGAUACCCAGAGAAACAUCGAAGCUGACAGCUUCUGGUGCAUGAGCAAGCUGCUGGAUGGAAUACAGGACAACUACACCUUUGCUCAGCCUGGAAUCCAAAACAAAGUGAAAGCUUUAGAGGAGCUGGUCAGCAGGAUAGAUGAGGACAUUCACAAUCAUUUCAAGAAAUAUGAGGUGGAGUACCUGCAGUUUGCUUUCCGGUGGAUGAACAAUCUGCUAAUGAGGGAGCUGCCACUUCGUUGCACUAUCCGUCUCUGGGACACCUAUCAGGCUGAAGCAGAGGGUUUCUCCCACUUCCACCUCUACGUCUGUGCUGCUUUCCUCAUUGAGUGGCGCAAAGAAAUCCUCUCCAUGGUUGAUUUUCAGGGCCUUCUUAUGCUACUCCAGAACUUACCUACAAUCCACUGGGGUAACGAGGAAGUGGGUCUCCUCCUGGCUGAAGCUUACAGACUAAAGUACAUGUUCGCAGACGCACCCAGCCACUACAAGAGAUAGACCCGAGGCUGAGUGCCUUUACCCGACUGUGAUUGGAUGGACCCACAGCAUCUCAAUAUGCUUCAGACUGCAAGUAAGGUAACCCGGAGAAGACAUAUUCAAGCACAGCUCCAGGACACCUGCAGGAUGUUAGCUCAGAGCCACAAAUCGUAAUCCUGUGAAAGUGAAGUCCAGUGAAUGUCACAUUGGAUUUGGGUUUAUGGUGUACCUGUAAAGCGCAGUGAAUAUGAGACUAUUUGCAGUCAACGUACUGCACUGUAUCAAAGGACUGUUACAGUAAAAAAAAAACAUUGCUAUGCCAUCUUGGUUUACUUUUAUUGUUUUUGGGCAUACACCAUUGAUUGGUGCAGUGAAAUGUAAACUCAGAAGAACUUGCUGUAUUAUAAAGGAAUGAUGAAUGUUUGUGAAAUCAUCCUUUUAGGCAAAGAUAAUAUCUACAGUUUUUUUUUCAGAUUUGUUUUAGUAGUUGUUUUACAAGGAGAAAAUAUCAGGCAAUACUUUGUCAUUUUCUCUUUUAAAAUGUAUUUAGUCCGACACUGUCAAGCUGUGGGUUACCAAAUCUGCACUGUACAAUCAACUUAUAAAAGUCCUUAGUUUGGACUUGAAUCAGCCAGUUUAAUUGGCAUUGACCCAAGAGUAGCAGAUAGUACAAAUAGUGGAUUCUGUGUUUUAUUUCAGGCUGUUUAGGUUAAAUGUAGAGGAGCUGAUUUUGUGUAGCCAUUGCAAUGAGACUCUUGGGUAUAGCUCAUAUAUAUCAACAGAGGUAAAAUGUGAAGAUUACUGCCUCAGAUCAGGCAAAAAUGGACACCUUCUGGUUAAUGUAGCUUUUAAAUUCACCUGUUUUAUUUUAAUUAGAUUGUGGUGCAUAUUAAAGCUGCAGUAGGUAAUUUUUAUAAAGAAUAACUUUUUGUCAUAUUUCCUAAUGGUAUUUGCAAGAAUCCACUGGCCCUGAACGAAAACCACUAGGAGGAGCCAGAUUUCUUCACAUAUUAUCUGUCUCGUGUACUACUGUCAGGAUAUAGUGAAAGUUUCAGCGAAUAUGACAAAAACUUAUUUUAUAAAAGUUACUAUUGUAGCUUUAACACUCUUAUGGCAGACGGUGAUUAAGCGAUGUCUCCUCAAGACGCCCCUGGGUUUGAAUCCUGGUUGGGACAGCCCUGCGUGGUCUCCUCUGGGUGCUCUGGUUUCCCACUCCAUCAGAAACCUGUGUUGUUCAGUUCUCCUGUCAGUAACCUUGACUAAGACACUGGCUUAUAACUGACAGCGUACAGUGGCUGCCCACUGCUCCUAGAAAGGGUGAAAUGCAGAGAGCGAACUUUCCUACGGGGGAUCAGUAAAGGGAUAAUUUCACUAUAACUGGCAUAAAAAAUGAGAUCAGUAACAACUGGUCUGUUUUGGCCUGAGUGUGUUGAUUUUACCAAACUUUGUUUAUUAUGCAUAACUAUGAGAGUAGGAUCUUAUAAAUUAUGUUAUAAUAAUGUAUGAAUUAGAUACCUGUGGUCACUGUAAAAACUGCAUAUGCAUAAAAAAUAGUUGAAUUGUUUGAUUCCUCAGUUUAGAAUAAUUUUAAUAUUUGUUGAUGAGCUUGAAGAUAUUUUUCAAAUGAAAAUUUCCGUGCUUGCCGGUACUGAAGGACGUUUAAUCACACCAUCCUACUUGAGACAGUCCUGUGGACACAGUGCAGCUCACAAUGUAUGACAAUGCCUUUGCAUUUGUAAUGUACUCCUGUCUUUUAAAGUGUAUAUGGAUAAAUGCUUUGUUAUCAUUAUUGCUUGUGUUUUGUAUUUGUCUAAGGUUCAGGUUAGGGUUAUUAUUCUGUCUGUGACUUUUUCCAGUCAGUGACCUGAUCCAAGAAACAUUUGUAACUGCAUUGUUUUUUGUUUUAUUGGGUGGGGUGUGAAUAUGUGUGUUACUACUCAUCUACCUUCAUUACCAGUGCUAAUUAUAACACAGUGUAUGUUUGAAAGAUAUGACAAUCAUGAGCCUUUGGUACUUUGGUUUCCCUAUUAGAUGAAUUGAACCAAACACUAGCAGAAUUUAAAAUCCGGAUUUAAUGCAACCUAGAUUCUUGGCUAUUACCCUGGUUAACUAUCUUCCAUGGUUAGAAUAAGUCUUAAUAUUAUCAUCAUCCAGGAAUUAUAUAUAAAUAUAAUGUCAUGAAGGUCCUCUAUGGCAUUAUAUUAAUUGGAGUAAAUCUUAGAUAUUAUGGUAUGUAAAUUGAGACUGUGAAAUAGAUCAUUAUAAUUUUUGGAAACAUCUAAAACUGUUAUAUACCUUUUUAAUGGUUUCUUCAUUUUCAGUUAAGCAGCAUAUAAUCUCCUUUAAACCCAUCUGAAACAUUUUGAAUGUGUUUGUGAGUGUAACAGUAUGCCUCUAGCCUUAAAGUAGGUCUUCUUCAUUCAGGUGCGCCAACUGAUUGUGUCACUACUGAAAUGCUAUUGUUCACUCCAUGCUGUUUUUAUCUGAAGGUCGUAUGUCCUCAAAAUGUGAUAUUAGUAUCUAAAGGCUGACAAAGUGAAAACUUGUUGAUUUUUUUCAAAAGUGUUCAUGCUGUUUCAACAAUAAUAUGCCAAAUUUAUUGGGCCAAUAUAAUCUGUUUUAGAGUGCUUUAGUAGUCAGUGCUGGCUUCAGCCUAAAAUUAAGAAUACUUAAAUUAUUACAGUACCUGCUGUAUAUUAACUUUUUGUUUAUAUUAAACGAUUGUUAUUCUUUA